AUGACGCCGCCGUCGCUCCGAUUGAGUUUCGCGAUGGUAGUACUACUCCGUUGGUUACUGGGAGGUCUUGAGCAUGUCCUUAUCGUACUUCUGCCGGUGCUGAAGCUGCGACACCUUCAGGCGUGGCGACUUCACAUGCAUAGCGGUGGGGGAGAGGUCGUCCCCGGUGAAGUAACUGCGCGCCUGCCACGCUGCCGGCUUUUCCGUUUCACGGCCGUAGAUGUCAAUCCUGCGCUGCCUGCUUCAGCGCCUCGCAGCCCUCCUCGCCAAAGUUGUGAUCGUACUUGCUGCCAAAGAGAUUCCGUUGUUGGCAAAACGGCAUGCGGUUCUCUAUCUUUUCCGCUGAGUUUCUCAAAGCUGCGGUCAAACUUCCCACUCGGGGUGCGCGCCGGGUUUGGUUUGAUCGUCGGCGGUCACAGGAGGACGUGGGUGCGGCGAAUCCCGCCAGCCGCGAGGCAGCACACAGGCCACAGGGGCACAGCACAACCUGCGACGCACCUGCAGCGCCGCCCACGCGCCCCACCACUACAGCCGCCGCAGCGACUCAGCAGCGUCCGACACAACCAGCCCUCAACGCUGUGUGACAUGUGA
Molecule: messenger RNA, 591 nt
Organism: Trypanosoma rangeli
Lineage: Eukaryota; Euglenozoa; Kinetoplastea; Trypanosomatida; Trypanosomatidae
Exons: 1
Coding region: 1-591 (196 amino acids)
Source: RefSeq, a predicted model, not a curated record